GGCGAUAUCAAAGGCGUCCUUUUUGAUGUGAGAUUUGACGUGCUUGAUUAGUAUACACGUUAUUCACCAUUGCUUCUCUUCUUAUUUUUUAGAUGGACGGUCUUUUGAUCGAUAGUGAAAUUGUCUACACGAUCGUGGUAAACAAGAUCCUAGCUCCCUACGGCAAAGAACAAACAUGGGAAAUCAAAAGUCGGAUAAUGGGAACACCCGAGAGGAAAGCUACUGAAAUUCUAUUAUCAGCUCUUUGGCCUCCAACUGCAACAGAAAAGCAAGACGGUCAAUUGUUCGCUGCGGACUGUCCAUUCACUAUCGAUUCAUUUCUAUCAGAUCGUAAUAUGAGCUUAGAUGGAUACUUUAGCAAAGUCAAACCUAUGCCUGGAGCUGUUCGUUUGGUUCAACAUUUGGCAAAACACAACGUACCAAUCUGUCUUGCUACAGGAUCUAAGAGAAGAAAUUAUGGAAUCAAGUCAGCCAAUAAUCAAGACAUUUUCAAACAUUUCGCAGAUCGAAUCAUCUGCGGUGAUGAUGAACGUCUAUCACGCGGAAAACCUUUUCCUGAUGUUUUCCUCUUAGCAGCAAGAGAAGGAUUAGGAGAGAAGGAAGGAGUGCGACCCUUAGGUGAAGAAUACGAUGGAACCCUUAAUGGGAAAGAAUCACAAUUCCUCGUCUUUGAGGAUGCUAAACCUGGCGUUCAAGCAGCCAAAGCAGCAGGCAUGAAAGUCGUCUGGGUACCAGAUCCAAAUCUGGCUGCAUUACUAAAGAAUGACGGAGAGGACCUACACCCGACCCAAACAUUAUCCUCUCUUGAAGACUUUAAACCGGAACAAUGGGGUUUGCCUCCGUUUAAAAAGUAAAUUAGAC
Messenger RNA from Meira miltonrushii, 861 nucleotides. RefSeq names its product HAD-like protein. NCBI's taxonomy places the organism in Eukaryota, Fungi, Basidiomycota, Exobasidiomycetes, Exobasidiales, Brachybasidiaceae. The record is from RefSeq and is a predicted model, not a curated record. Gene Ontology annotation, molecular function: phosphatase activity. The transcript is spliced from 4 exons. Bases 93 to 854 code for a protein of 253 amino acids.